Linum tenue is the source of this 2271-nucleotide messenger RNA. NCBI's taxonomy places the organism in Eukaryota, Viridiplantae, Streptophyta, Magnoliopsida, Malpighiales, Linaceae. The record is from the annotation of a GenBank genome assembly.
UCGUCUUGUGCUUUCGGUUAGACGGUUUCUCCUCUUGAAAUAUUUUCUCUUUUAGAUUUCUAGGAAUUCAACGAGGCAGUUAGGUCAACUCCCUUGUAUCCAGAAGCACGCCACGAUAACCCUUCAUGGCUAAGUUUCCUUCCCUCUGCAAUCUUUUAUCCUUUCUGCGUCGGCUCGACCCUUCUUCCUUGUUCAGGAUCCUUUCCGCUAUUGAAUCGUUCGCGGAGGAGAUAGUCCGUCUCCGACUUCACUUGACCAUUAUAAUGGGGCAGAGUCUGGGUUCCGCCAGCCCAAAACAAUCCAAAGACGAGCUCUUGUUUCAGUUUGUUCUCGCCGGUAACGUCGAGGGCGCCAGAGCUCUAUAUGGACAUGGGGCUAAUCUUGAGUGUACUGACAAAGAAGGAAAUACCCCUCUCAUUGUUGCUUGUAAGGAUUCUGCAUUGUUCUAUGUUGCCAAGGCUUUGAUUGAUCUGGGAGCCAACGUUAAUGCUUAUGGACCUGGUCGAUAUGGUGGUACGCCUUUGCAUCAUGCUGCCAGCAGAGGGCUGGAACAGACUGUGCAGCUUCUUCUGUUGAGUGGAGGUGUUUCUUGUGUACUUCUAUGAUGUUUAAGUCGUUUUUUCCAUGGCGUGUUAAGUUGUGUGCAAUGCUCCUGUUUUUGUUGCUCAAGCCAUCAUACUGAAUUUUGGUUGCCUGGUAAAUGUUCUAGGGAAUGCGUUGUUGAGAAAUGAUGAUGGCCAGACUGCACUUGAUAUGGCUAGAACAAACCAGAAAACAGUUGUAGUCCGUGCAAUUGAGCAUCAUAUCUGCCUUUUCUCUGGUUGGUUGCGAGAGUUUCAUGGUCCAGCAUUUCUGAGAUCAUUUUCUCUUCAGUUGUUGGCAACAAAAGUCUGGGCAGUUGUUCUGCCUUAUAGCACUAGAGAUCCUACAAAUGCCAGAUUGCAGCUUGUGUUAUAUUCCAAUCAGCAGGAUGCCAAACCUUACACUGUAAUUCCUCUUUGGAAUGCCAAAAUUGAAGAACCUAAAUUUGACAAUCCGGAUGCAGGAAUGACUAUAUUCGACCCAUCCUCAAAUUCUCGGCACCAAUUGGCACCUUUCAAGCAGGGCGACAAGGACCAGCUUCGCUGCUUAUACGAUGCAUGCAGAAGAAAUGGUAUCACACAGGUUGGGCCUACACCAAGGCAUCAGCAUAUGGAACAUGUCAUCCCAGAUACCGGAUAUGAAGAUCCUGAAGAAGCUCUACAAUUGGCAAUGGCACUGAGUGCAUCCAUCCAAUCUGCCAUGGAGGACAGGCAACAGCCCCCAAAUAGCCACGACUAUGGUUCUGGAGCUAUUGAUACCAACGGUUGGGGAGAUGCACCACAUGCCGAGAGUCACAAUGGAUGGGGGGCCCCUGUAGGAUCUCCACUCUCAGAAGCUAGCAGCAGCGGGCAGGUGCCCGAGAAGGCAGCAAAAGAGAAAUACAAUGGCUGGGAUGUUCCCAGCACUAGGCCUACUGCUGGCAGUCAAGCUCAUUCCCAAAUGCAACAUAAUAGCCUCCCAGUGAACCAAGUUGUAGCUGUUGCGUCCACCACAGCUCCAUCUGCUCCUCCAGUUCCCACGGAAGCAACCAUGGAUGAAGAAGGCCCUAUCCACUAUCCAUCCAUCGACCUUGGUCCAUUGGAUCUCUCUGUUCCAGCCACCGAGCAGGGGGUUUCGUCUGCAACAAGCAACUCAAAGGAUGAAGGUAGUGCCUCUUCUUCUUCUGCUUCCUCCGUUUGCAUAAUCUGUUGGGACGCUCCAGUACAGGGUGCAUGCGUCCCUUGUGGUCACAUGGCAGGCUGUAUGGAAUGUUUGAGCGACAUCAAAGGCAAGAAAGGUACUUGUCCAGUUUGCCGGGCUAAGUUGACUCAAGUUAUAAAGCUGUAUUCAGUUUGAAACCGAUCUUCAACAAAUGGGUUUUGCUUAUUGACCAUUUGAAUUAGUUAGUACGCCCAAGAUUUUGGCACCCAAAAUGAAACGAUGGAUGGCCAGUCUAGGCGUGAGGGGAACAUGUUGAACUGAAACGACCUGAUGGUGAAAAACAAAAUGUAGGCUCACCCAUUGUGGUGUUUUUCAUUUUCCCAUUGCAGGUUGUAAGUAAUGUCUUCACUAUUCUAUGUACGUAUACCCUUUACCCUUUUCCAUAUUAGAUAGGGGUCGUUUGGAGAAAUACAAAAAUCUAGACUUAAAUAUUUAAUAGAAAUUUAUGCUUUUUUUUUCCUUUUUGUAUAAUGGAUUUUAACUCUAGAG